UAUUGUUUCCACUGUCUUGCAAUGUUUACUUUCGCGUCCGGCGUGUAUUCGUCAACAGCUCUACCAUCUUCGUAGUGGGGUUGAUGUAUCCGAUGCUAGCCCUCCUUUCCACCCUUCUUGUUAACGCCACUGAUCUGUAUUAGCUUGACAGCUUAUUCAGAUCAGUGGUAGCCUACACGUUACACAUUGCUGUGAACGCUAACCAACAGUCUGCCGAGAGAUCCGCGUUCAUGAUGGCGAUGUUCCGCAGUUUUGUGUCGGCUACCCAGCUCAGACAGCAUCACCAUCACCCGCAAUCGAACGGGGCAGCGGCGGCGGCCGCCCCGACUGAGAGCAUCGAAAGCCAGUUUUCCUGCCCCAUUUGUUUGGAGGUCUACUACAAACCUGUCAGCAUCGUAAGCUGCGCGCACACGUUUUGUGGCGAGUGCCUGCAGCCCUGCCUGCAGGUGACGUCCCCACUCUGCCCCCUCUGCCGCAUGCCUUUCGACCCAAAGAAGGUGGACAAGUCAUCCUGCGUGGAGAAGCAGCUCUCUUCCUGCAAGGCCCCCUGCCGAGGCUGCAGUAAAAAGGUCACCCUGGUGAAGAUGAGGUCACAUAUUUCCUCCUGCACGAAGGUUCAGGAGCAGAUGGCCAACUGCCCCAAAUUUGUGCCAGUUGUGCCCACAUCCCAGCCCAUUCCCAGCAAUAUCCCAAACCGCUCCACGUUCGUGUGUCCGUACUGUGGGGCACGCAACCUGGACCAGCAGGAGCUGGUCAAACACUGCAUGGAGAACCACCGCAACGACCCCAACAAAGUGGUGUGUCCGGUGUGUUCCGCCAUGCCCUGGGGAGACCCCAGCUACAAGAGCGCCAACUUCCUGCAGCACGUCCUGCACCGGCACAAGUUCUGCUACGACACCUUCGUGGACUACAGCAUCGAUGAAGAGGCGGCGCUCCAGGCUGCCUUGGCACUCUCGCUGUCAGAGAACUGAGGACGGCACCCUGACACACCCGCCAAAAACAAGUGGGCCCUUCUCUCUCCCCCGCCCCAUCCACCCUCAGAGCUGACUGCCCCCUGCUCCACCCUGCCCCCUGCGGGAGCUGCUCCUGCCCCCUGCUCCACCCUCAGAGCUGACUGCACCCUGCUCUACCCUGCCCCCUGCUCCACCCUCAGAGCUGACUGCACCCUGCUCUACCCUGCCCCCUGCUCCACCCUCAGAGCUGACUGCACCCUGCUCCACCCUCACACCCUCUGGGACCUGGUCCUGCCCCCUUCACAGCCCUGCUCCCACAUCUGCAGUAUCCUCCAGGCCCAGUAACAUCCCGUGCUUACCCACUCCUCUCCUGUCCUGUAGAGGAAGAGGCUGCCAGUCACAUCAGCCAAUCACAGCAGGGCCGAGUGAUGACAUCAUCAGCGCUGCCCAGGAGAAGUGCAUGAAGAUAUAACCGCGAUCGGUUUCCAAGCAAUGACGUUACGCUCGUUUUUUUUUUUUCCACGUUUAGUACUUUUGUAUAAAGAUGAUGAAUAUCAUGAAUAUCAUGAAUGUGUGUGUGUGUGUGUGUGUGUGUGUGAGAAGACGGCAAACAAACAUGAUUUUUAUUUUACUUCAGCGUGUUUUUUCUCUAGCUUAUAAUUUUGUAUUUUUUAACGGACCAAACCACAGUGUUCACAGCAUAGCGGAACGGCCUCCUUCUUCAGGAGGUUCACUUCUGAUGGCAGGCAGUAUUAGUCAAGUACAGAAAAUGGUGUGCCUCUUUUGGAUGGAAAAAAUCCAAAAAAAGCCUCCAGUUCCCCGUAUUUACUAGAGUUCUUUUCAACACGUGCACGUUUUUCUACAUGAGUCUCAUAACACGCUUAUUUUAUAGUCAACUAACCAAACGAUAGCAAUGCAUCUCUCCUCCAAACUGCUUGUUAACUUGCUACAAUUGUAUUUUUUAUGAAACAUCAGAUAAGAUUGAAAAAAUAUAUAUUUUUUAAACCGUUUCAGUUUCAAAUGGUGCACUAAUAAGAAGGUAUGAGUAACACACAUUAGGGAUGUGUUGGUUUUGUUCUAUAAUUAUUAUUAUUAUAAUAAUUAUUAUUAGUAUUAUAGUUAUAAUUUUCACCAUUUUGUACUGUGGACUCAAGGACACACAGCUAAUGUAAAGGCUCUUGAGAGCACACACGUUUUUAAACAUUAUGUGUGUCCGGUCUGUGCAGGCGUGUAAUGACCAAGCUGGAACACUAGGGGGCACACCUAUUUAAAAAAUGAUGUGUUCUGGCAAUGUACAGAUCCUCCCGAAUCACCCCUGGUCAUAUUCCUUUUAGGGAAAGCUUGCUGUGUGUUUAAUGCCCCCGUAUGUACAGUACUGUUAGUGUGCACUGAUGUGUUGACAUUUCUCAGAAAGAUCUGCUCAGCUUUUGGGCCCCUGAGCUAGGCCCUUAACCCCACAUUGCUCCAGGGGGCCGAGUAUCCCCUGCUUAGUCUAAUCAACUGUAAGUCACUUUGGAUAAAAGCGUCCGCUAAAUAAUGGUAAUGUGAUGUAAUGUAAAGAGGCAGAUGUGUAUCCUCCUGUAUACGAUGUCAGUAACAAUGGCAUGAAGCCCUUCUGGGUGGUUUGUGGAGGUUGGUGUGUGGCAUAGUGUCUGUUGAAUGGAGGCCUGGUGCAGGUGUCGGUGGCAUUGGUAAAGUUGGCAGAGGGGAGGGUCGGUGACUUGGCAGGAGGUUGUGGGUAAAUGGCGAUGAGCAGAGGCCCUCGGAGAAGCCUCAGGUGCUAUCCCAUGAUCCUCUCUGUGUUCCUAGCGUGGAGACGCGGGUAAAUCGCGAGGAGGGAGCUCUUCCUUUUCGGAGAGCGAAAGGUAAAGGAAAACUGGAAAAGGAGAGCGGGAGAGAAGCUUGUUGCCCGAUGCUUCUGGUCUUCUCCGUGACCGGAACACUCCCGAGUUCUCCCGCACGCAGUCUAUCAAACUGUCUAUCCGUGGCGUGGAUUUCCCCCGUAACCCUGGGUGCAGAGUCCAGCAGACGCCAUGUUGCCCUGAGUUACCAUCCUGGUGAGACGGGGCAUCGAGCCCCUAUGUCUUGAAAAGAGAUCGCAGAAAAAAGUAAAGCACGGAAAGGAUUUGUCUACAGAUCAAGCGAGACCGAAAUAUGCAGCGUUGCGACAUAUUAAUCAAACAAAUCAAAAGAUCCAUGAUGUAGCUGAUCAAACCAGCCUUUAAAAUGGUAAUACAGACAAGCAAUAUUUUUUUAAAAGCAGCACAGCACAGCGCAUGUGUCAUUUGUGAUUUGACUCUUUACGUGGUUCUGUAAUUUGUCCUUUCGAUGCGGAACAGCAGCCUUCAGUUUAGCAUCAAAAGCUGCAGACUUUUGAUGCUGGCAUUCUCUUUAAACAUUUUUCCAGUACAACUGAAGCUUUGUGUCACCCUUUAAAAUUGGCAGAUUAGCCAUGUUUAUUAAUCUUAUUCAGCAAGAAAUCGCACGAUGGCAUACCAUCUUCCUUUAAAGUGUUCCAUGUAGAUGCGCGAUCACUGCCACAAGAAGAAACGCUUUGUGGGGAAGUUGUGCUUCGUGACGCUCCAGGCAGGCUGGAAUGAUCUGGCCGAAGGUUAAAUCUGGGACGAGAAGAUUCUGUU
Molecule: messenger RNA, 3592 nt
Organism: Conger conger (European conger)
Lineage: Eukaryota; Metazoa; Chordata; Actinopteri; Anguilliformes; Congridae
Product: E3 ubiquitin-protein ligase RNF166
Exons: 6
Coding region: 231-971 (246 amino acids)
Biological process (GO): ubiquitin-dependent protein catabolic process; protein polyubiquitination
Molecular function (GO): ubiquitin protein ligase activity
Source: RefSeq, a predicted model, not a curated record